This is a messenger RNA of Lecanosticta acicola, 2461 nucleotides long. Lineage: Eukaryota; Fungi; Ascomycota; Dothideomycetes; Mycosphaerellales; Mycosphaerellaceae. The record is from the annotation of a GenBank genome assembly.
AUGCGAGCCGCAACCCUCGCCCGAUGUUCGUUGCGCAAUGCGGCGCUGCGCAGCGGCUAUGUAGGAAGGAGAACCUUCCUCACCUCUACUCUCCCUACCUCCGCCACAACGAUUAGAGGCCAGAAUCACGAGCGAAUACCUCACUUCCAGCAAUGGCAGGCACGGCGAAUGCAAUCAGGUGUAGCAGCUGCUGUGCAGGAGACUGCGGUUCACGAUCCCGCGGCGCUUUCUCAGCAGGCAAUCGUUGACAACCUGGAUCCCAAGGAAGCCGCUCGAUUGGAUAAAGUUAGAAACAUCGGUAUUGCGGCGCAUAUUGAUUCGGGAAAGACGACGGCGACAGAAAGAGUAUUGUUCUAUACCGGACGCAUAAAGGAUAUUCACGAAGUACGUGGUAGGGAUAAUGUGGGCGCAAAAAUGGACAGCAUGGACCUGGAGAGGGAGAAGGGUAUUACCAUCCAGUCUGCUGCUACAUUUUGUGACUGGAUCAAGAAGACGCCCGACCCUGUGACGGGGGAGCUGAAGGACGAGAAAUACCAUGUCAACUUGAUCGAUACUCCCGGACAUAUUGAUUUUACAAUCGAAGUCGAAAGAGCGUUGCGCGUGCUGGAUGGUGCGGUCAUGAUUCUCUGCGCCGUGUCGGGUGUGCAAUCACAGACGGUGACAGUGGAUAGGCAAAUGAAGCGAUACAACGUGCCCAGGAUAUCUUUUGUCAAUAAGAUGGACCGAGCAGGAGCGAACCCUUGGAAGGCUGUGGAGGGCAUCAACCAGAAGUUGAGAAUAGCCGCCGCUGCUGUGCAAAUUCCGAUCGGCAUGGAAGACGACUUCAAGGGUGUAGUUGAUCUGAUUAGGAUGAAAGCUCUUUACUCGGAAGGGUACAAGGGCGAGGACGUUCGGGAAGACGAGGUCCCAGCCGAUCUGAAAGAGCUUGCACAAGAGAAGCGACAAGUCUUGAUCGAAACGCUGGCAGAUGUCGAUGAAGAGAUGGCCGACAUUGUCUUGGACGAGCGCACGCCUUCACCGGACGAGAUCAAGGGAGCCAUUCGACGAGGGACAAUCAGUCUCAAAUUCACGCCUGUCCUUAUGGGCUCUGCACUCGCGGACAAGAGCGUACAACCGAUGCUUGAUGCUGUCGUUGACUACCUGCCCAAUCCUUCAGAAGUCGAGAACCUGGCUUUGGACCGCAAGCGAGCUGAAGCGCCUGUCAAGCUUGUCUCCUACAACUCUCUGCCGUUUGUCGGACUUGCUUUCAAGCUUGAAGAGUCUAACUUCGGCCAGCUCACAUACAUUCGCGUUUAUCAAGGCUCUCUCCGCAAAGGUCAGAAUGUCACAAACGCUCGCACUGGUCAGAAGGUGAAGAUUCCCCGGAUCGUGCGGAUGCAUUCGAAUGAAAUGGAAGAUGUGCAGGAAAUUGGUGCUGGAGAAAUCUGCGCUGUGUUUGGAGUCGACUGCGCUUCAGGAGACACUUUUGCGGAUGGAAGCUUGGGCUACACCAUGACUUCCAUGUACGUUCCGGAUCCUGUCAUCUCGCUUUCGAUCAAGCCAAAGAACACCAAGGACACGCCCAACUUCAGCAAGGCCAUCUCUCGAUUUCAGCGCGAAGAUCCGACUUUCCGUGUUCAUGUCGAUACUGAAUCUGGCGAAUCUAUCAUUUCCGGGAUGGGUGAGCUUCACCUUGACAUCUACGUUGAGCGUAUGAAACGAGAGUACAAGGUCGAAGUCGUCACUGGACAGCCACAAGUCUCGUACAGAGAAACAAUCCAGAAGCAUGUUCCCUUCGAUCACUUACUCAAGAAGCAGACUGGUGGUGCUGGUGAUUAUGCCAGAGUCGUUGGAUACAUGGAGCCUACGGGUCAGCUCGGCGACAACCAGUUCGAGUCGCAAAUUGUUGGUGGCACCAUUUCGGAGAAGUAUCUAUUUGCUUGCGACAAAGGCUUCCAAGAAGCUUGCAGAAACGGUCCUCUUUUGGGUCACAGAGUACUUGGUGCAUCCAUGGUCAUCAACGAUGGCGCAACGCACAUGACAGAUUCUAGUGAAAUGGCGUUCAAGAAUGCGACCCAACAGGCUUUCCGCAAGGCGUUCUUGGCUGCUGGACCACAGGUACUGGAGCCGUUGAUGAAGACUGUCAUCACGGCCCCGAAUGAGUUUCAAGGUAUGAGAACCUACACUCAUUCUUCUUCUUUUCCGCUGCUGACAUAUUUGCUUUCCAGGUAACAUUGUUGGUCUGCUGAACAAGCGCAAUGCGACUAUUAACGAUACUGAAAUCGGACCUGAGGAGUUCACAUUGACGGCCGAUUGCUCGUUGAACUCUAUGUUUGGCUUCUCGUCACAACUACGUGCUGCUUCGCAGGGUAAGGGUGAAUUCACAAUGGAGUUCUCCCACUAUGCUGCUGCACCUCCGCAAUUGCAAAAGGAGCUGAUUGCGAAGUACGAGAAGGAGCGAGCGGAGAAGAACAAGAAGUAA